Messenger RNA from Saimiri boliviensis boliviensis (Bolivian squirrel monkey), 1252 nucleotides. The record is from RefSeq and is a predicted model, not a curated record. NCBI's taxonomy places the organism in Eukaryota, Metazoa, Chordata, Mammalia, Primates, Cebidae.
ACAAGAACAAGGACCAAGUGUGGAAGGUCUUAAUGUACAAACAAAGUCUAUUUUAGAGGUUUCCUCUAUCAUAAAGAAGAAACCAAAUCAAUCUAAAAAAAGGCCUUGGGGCCAAAAAAGGAAGUUUGGGAGCUCAGAAACUGGCAAAUACAUGCUUUAAUGAAAUUGAAAAACAAGCUCAAGCUGUGGAUAAAAUGAAGCAGCAGGAAGACCUGGCCAAGGCAGCACCUAAAGAAGAAUCAAUUGUUUCAUCACUACGGUUAGCCUAUAAGGAUCCUGAAAUUCAGAUGAAGAAAGACAAAAAGAUGAACAUGAGUGGCAAAACACACGUUGACUCAGACAGACUUGGCAUGGGGUUUGGAAACUGCAGAGGUGGUAUUUCACAUUCAGUGGCUUCAGAUAUGCAGACCAUAGAACAAGAAUCACUCAUCGUGGCAAAACCAAAAAAAAAGUAUAAUGAUGACAGUGAUUAUUCAUAUUUUACUUCCAGCUCAAGGUACUUUGAUGAACCAGUGGAGUUAAGGAGCAGUUCUUUCUCUAGCUUGGAUGACAAUUCAGAUUCCUACUGGAAAAAAGCCAGCAAAGAUACUGAAACCAUUCUGAAGACCACAGGCUAUUCAGAGAGAUCUACUGCUCGCUGCAAGCCAGAUUAUGAGCCAGGUGAAAAUACAGAUGAGGCCCAGAAGAAGUUUGGGAAUGUCAAGGCCAUUUCAUCAGAUAUGUACUUUGGAAGACAAGCCCAGGCUGAUUAUAAGACGAGGGCCCGCCUUGAGAGACUCUCAGCAAGUUCCUCCAUAAGCUCGGUUGAUCUGUUCGAGGAGCAGAGGAAGCAGGCAGCAGGGAACUGCAGCCUCUCCAACGUGCUGCCCAACAUCCCCGACAUGGCGCAGUUCAAGCAGGGAGUGAGGUCCGUCGCUGGGAAGCUCUCCAUCUUUGUUAACGGAGUUAUGACUUCCAUUCAGGAUCACUACGAUUCUUAAUACUGAGGUCAUGAUGUGUAUUUCCCGGAGAAACUCCCCUUUAAAUGAACCAGUGACCACAUCACAGGUGGCGAUGAAGACCAGAUUGUUUUGCUACUUUUUCGUAUGGUAUAUGAUUCUGAUUCUUAGUAUUCCUUUCGAGAAAUUCUGUGUUCUGAUGUAGUAGGAGCUUCACUGUGAUUUCUGUUUCACGUUACUUCCCACCAUGCCCUCCUUUUGGCAUCUCUGAGUAUAUCCUUGCUUUAUUUUCUUGGAACCUUUGGUUUCAACAC